CGGCACCGACCACACGCCACGGCUGAACGCUGACGCCGCCGACCCAACAAAUGCCGCCUAGCGCCUCAGGAGCUGCGUCUCCGCUGAAGGGCAGCGGAGACAGCCGAAGUUUUACAUCUGAAAAAACUGAAACCUGAAGAAGUAAAGCAAUCAUGAUUUUUUAAAAACUUAAUAAUAUGGUUUUGGAUUUAAAAAGAAAGAGUGACUCAGAGCUGGGGAAAACACUCACUUGUGAUACGGAUCAAUGUGAAAACAGCUUAACUCUCUUCCAUGGCAAUUCGCACAGUGUGACUCAGAGACACCUCUCUUCACCAGCUCUGGCUCAGGGGAUGUGAAGGUGGAAGCAGAGGUCACAGUGACUUCAUCUUAGAAGGACUUAACUGACCAUUGCUGGUUUUGAAGAUGGAAGAAGGCCCACAGUCAAUGAAUGAGAGUGGCUUCGAGAAGCUAGAAAUGUCAAGGAAAUAGAUUCUCCUCUAAAGCUCCCAGAAAGAAACACGGUUCUGCUGACACCUUGAUUUUAGGCCAGUGAGACCUGCUUCAGACUUCUGACCUACAGAACGAUGGAGUCUCGCUGUGUCCCUUAGGCUGGAGUACAGUGGCACAAUCUUGGCUCAUUGCAACCUCUGCCUCCCAGGUUCAAGUGAUUCUCCUGCCUCAGCUUCCCAAGUACUGGGAUUACAGAUUUCCUUAAAGCCUCAUGCAACACAUCAUUAUCGCUGGAUGCCCGGACAUUUAAUACACCUGACAGCAUGUGAAGUGCUCAGAAUGGGGCAGGAUGUCACCUGGAAUCAGCGCUAAGUGAUUCAGACUUUCCUUACUCUUAAAUGGUAAAAAGUCUAAAUACUUUUCUUAAUAUUAUUUUAUAUUAAUGAUGGUCAGUUAUUCAUUUUUAUUUGUAUUAUUACUAUUCACAACUCAUUUCCUAGUAGUUAAGUUUCUGGCAUUAAAAACUAGUGUCAAAUCUCUAGAAAUCUUGUUAUGAACAGAUUUAUAACAGUCAAAUUGAUAGUAUUUGACUUUCUUUUUUUAGAACAGCAGUGCUUAUCAGCGUAGAACCAAGUGCCAAGUUAUAAAAUUGAUUUUUGAAAACAAAGCUAUUUAAUGUUUGUAAGCAUUUUAUAUAGUAAAAGUGGGUUGUGUUCCUGGAAUUUGAAUGUAGAUGAAGGUCUGUCAUAAAUUACAAUUUGUAUACACUAUUGUUUUCUGCAAGACUUAGUUAUUACUGUCUGUUAUAACUAAUACAGAAAAUGCAAGCUGUAUCUCUCUUUUGGAUUAUGAAUAUUUUGUUUUCUUGUAGUGUCUGGCAUGGAACUAAACUCAUUGUGGGACCAACCCAACACAGUCCCAAACUGGGCUUGGUUUCAUCUGAGGCUUUUCAAUCCAAUUUGAAGUCACAACCAUUUCCAAACUUCUCGCUAAGAAUGCCCCAAAUCCUAAAUCAGCAAAAAGCAGAAUGGGUCUGAUCUCUUUUAGGGCUGCUGACACCAGCUAAUGGACAUUAAAAGAUGUCAGGAGGAACUUAAAUUACUAACGAUUUCAAGACAAGGGGUGCUAAUUCUGGCACAGUGUCAGAAACUCAUCAACUAUAGACUGUUCAAUCAUUAUUGCCUAGGCCUCCAACUAUGGUUUUGCACCUCAACAUACCAAAGAGUGCUGCUCUUCAUUUCAAGAUGCUGUUGCAGCUCUAAUAAAUGCAAACUGACAACCUUCAAGGCCACAACGGAGGGAAAAUCAUUGGUGCUUGGAGCAUAGAAGACUGCCCUUCACAAAGGAAAUCCCUGAUUAUUGUUUGAAAUGCUGAGGACGUUGCUGCGAAGGAGACUUUUUUCUUAUCCCACUAAAUACUACUUUGUGGUUCUUGUUUUAUCCCUAAUCACCUUCUCCAUUUUAAGGAUUCAUCAAAAGCCGGAAUUUGUAAGUGUCAGACACUUGGAGCUUGCUGGGGAGAAUCCUAGUAGUGAUAUUAAUUGCACCAAAGUUUUACAGGGUGAUGUAAAUGAAAUCCAAAAGGUAAAGCUUGAGAUCCUAACAGUGAAAUUUAAAAAGCGCCCUCGGUGGACACCUGAUGACUAUAUAAACAUGACCAGUGACUGUACUUCUUUCAUCAACAGACGCAAAUAUAUUGUAGAACCCCUUAGUAAAGAAGAGGCGGAGUUUCCAAUAGCAUAUUCUAUAGUGGUUCAUCACAAGAUUGAAAUGCUUGACAGGCUGCUGAGGGCCAUCUAUAUGCCUCAGAAUUUCUAUUGCAUUCACGUGGACACAAAAUCCGAGGAUUCCUAUUUAGCUGCAGUGAUGGGCAUCGCUUCCUGUUUUAGUAAUGUCUUUGUGGCCAGCCGAUUGGAGAGUGUGGUUUAUGCAUCGUGGAGCCGCGUUCAGGCUGACCUCAACUGCAUGAAGGACCUCUAUGCAAUGAAUGCAAACUGGAAGUACUUGAUAAAUCUUUGUGGUAUGGAUUUUCCUAUUAAAACCAACCUAGAAAUUGUCAGGAAGCUCAAGUUGUUAAUGGGAGAAAACAACCUGGAAACGGAGAGGAUGCCAUCCCAUAAAGAAGAAAGGUGGAAAAAGCGGUAUGAGGUCGUUAAUGGAAAGCUGACAAACACAGGGACUGUCAAAAUGCUUCCUCCGCUUGAAACACCUCUUUUUUCUGGCAGUGCCUACUUCGUGGUCAGUAGGGAGUAUGUGGGGUACGUACUACAGAAUGAAAAAAUCCAAAAGUUUAUGGAGUGGGCGCAAGACACAUACAGCCCUGAUGAGUAUCUCUGGGCCACCAUCCAAAGGAUUCCUGAAGUCCCGGGCUCACUCUCUGCCAGCCAUAAGUAUGAUUUGUCUGACAUGCAAGCAGUUGCCAGGUUUGUCAAGUGGCAGUACUUUGAGGGUGAUGUUUCCAAGGGUGCUCCCUACCCACCCUGCGAUGGAGUCCAUGUGCGCUCAGUGUGCAUUUUCGGAGCUGGUGACUUGAACUGGAUGCUGCGCAAACACCAUUUGUUUGCCAAUAAGUUUGACGUGGAUGUUGACCUCUUUGCCAUCCAGUGUUUGGAUGAGCAUUUGAGACACAAAGCUUUGGAGACAUUAAAACACUGACCAUUACAGGCAAUUUUAUGAAUAAGAAGAAGGAUACACAAAACGUACCCUUAUCUGUUUCCCCUUCCUUGUCAGUAAGCGUCGGAAAGAUGGUAUGAGGUCCUCUUUGGGGCAGGGACUCUAGAUCUUCUUGUCAGAGAAGCUGCAUGGUUUCUGCAGAGCACAGUUAGCUAGAAAGGUGAUAGCAUUAAAUGUUCAUCUAGAGUUAAUAGUGGGAGGAGUAAAGGUAGCCUUGAGGCCAGGGCAGGUAGCAAGGCAUUGUGGAAAGGGGACCAGGGUGGCUGGGGAAGAAGCCGAUGCAUAAAGUCAGCCUGUUCAAAGUGCUCAGGGACUUAGCAAAAUGAGAAGAUGUGACCUGUGCCGAAACUAUUUUGAGAAUUUUAAAUGUGACCAUUUUUCUGGUAUGAAUAAACUUACAGCAACAAAUAAUCAAAGAUACAAUUAAUCUGAUAUUAUAUUUGUUGAAAUAGAAAUUUGAUUUUACUCUAAAUGAUUUUUGUAAAUAAUUUAUAUUCUGCUCUAAUACUGUACUGUGUAGUGUGUCUCUGUAUGUCAUCUCAGGGAGCUUAAAAUGGGCUUGGUUUAACAUUGUUUUUGUGUUAUUUUUGCUUGAAACAAUGCACACAUUUUCAAAAACCAAAAAAUGACAAUUUCUAGUUUAGUUAAUUUCUACAAAUCAUCUUAGGUUAUUAGCAAGGUUAAGACAUCUUCUUUUUUAAAAAAAUUAUAGCUUCUACCAAGAGAAACACUCAAUUUUUCUAGAGAUUUGCCUCUAUCUUCCUUUCGUUAGUCUCCCCAGACUGCUAUCAAGCUGUGUAAAAAUUUACUUUCACUGGACCCUAAAUUAUUGUCUCUGCGAUCUGACUGCCAGUAAUUAGUGCAGAAAACUAAGACAGAAAGGAUGAUAUAGGUUUGAGGGGCUGGGGAGUGGGACGGGGGAGAAAAGGAACGUAUUUAAACAAUUUCUGAUGCCUAUGAUGAGUUUACAAACCAGCACUGACACCGUCCCCAAAAUUAAGGCUGUCGCUCAUUGAAUCCACUUGUGUCCAACCUCCCAGGAUUGUUUUAUCCUAAUGUCACCUGUAUAUUCAUUUGAAAGGACUUGGCCCUGUUCUUGGGUCUUCCCGUUACCUGCCCCUGGGUUGUAAGUUUCCUCCUUUCUCAUCCUUACAUGAGGAGGAAAGAAGUGUGCAGUCAUUCCACAUGGCCUGUUGGAAGGCCUGGGAAGGGAACUUUAGGUUUGGGACAGAUUUUUUUUUGUUUUUGGUACCAUUCACAGCAUACGAUUUUUACUCUCUCCAUUUUCACCAUAAGACAGAUAAUUUGGGGUUACUAUAAUGCUGUCUCACAUCCCAAAGUACAUUCAAAUCUUAAAAAGAAAUUCUUGUAAUUUUGCCGUGUUGAUACUGUUUCAGCAAACAAGCUAUCAGGAACUGUGAGGCUUUGUCAUUUAGCAUUAGACUUUAAACAAGAAUUAAAAUCAUGUGCUGUAUUUUUAAAACAUAGCCAAAUUAAAUAGUACAUGAGAAAUUCAGAGUAUUAGACAGUUUUAAGGCAUUCAACUGAGAAAACCUUUUUUAUUCGUCAAAGUCAGAAAACAUUUUCAUCUUAUUGAGAGAUAUGUUUUUAAACUUUUAUCAUCAUUUGUAAAUGUGGAAGUUGGUGGAUUGCUGUGUUUUUGCAUGAUUAGCAUGGGAGUCUGUUGGAGCAAGAGGAAAAUGUUUGUUUUGAAAACUCAAGAGAUGAUGAGGGCGGUACAUGCAGUGUGUUCUCUCUUUAUUGGCUUCUAAACCAGUUUUUUCCUUUAAUGCAUGUCAAAUAUUUCUCCCAUGCUUCUCUUAGCAGAAAGUUUUUACCUAUAAGACAGGGCACCUUUUAACUCUAAAACUAGUGAUACUCAGUGACAUAGACUUUGUCUUAUAAACAUUUUUUCAUCUUUUAGUUUGAAAAAUUGCAAAUCAACAGCAAAAGUAAAACAGUACUAGAGUGAACACCAUGUAACCCUCACCUGGUGUUAACAUUGUGCCCUAUUUGCUUUAAGUUUUAUGUAUUUUUGAACUUGGCAAAAUUGGAAAUUCAAAUUUUUAAAACUUACAAAUAUACAAAGUUAUUUAUCUUAGCACAUUUAUUAUGUGUGACUGCAUCUGAUUUAUAUUUAAAUUGGCAGGUUUUGAGGGAUUUUUUUCUUCAUCAUAAAUGUAAAAAUAGGAUUUUAGAGUCUAUUUCCCCAAGCUCCACAUUAAAACUGUAAACCUACCAUCUUCUAUGUAGCUGUGAUAUCUCAUCUUUCUAAAAUGGCACUUGUUAAAAAGUGUUCAAACACUAUCCCUAAUGCCUGCGGCAUAGAUUAUAUAUGAUCCAUUCAUUGGGGCUCAAAGUAUCUUUUCGACUUUUAAGGACAAUUUACAGCAAAUGAAAUUUAUGAUGCUGUGACAAGAAAUUUAAAGAAUCAAAACAAUGGUUUGAAAAGGAAACCUAUGAUACAUGCAGGAGAAGCAAAACCCAACUGAUUUGUGAGAAAUAUAGAAAUUAUUUAAAUUACUUUAUAGUAAUUAUUAAACACUAAUUUUUAUACUGUCAAUGAAGGUGUUUUAUAGAGAAAUCUGAGAAAUCGCAUUCACAAAUUAGAAGUCAAACAUGGCCAGGCGCAGUGGCUCACACCUGUAAUCUUCAGGAUUUCAAGACCAGCCUAGCCAACAUGAUGAAACCCCAUCUCUACUGAAAAUAGAAAAAAAAAUUAGCCAGGCUUGCACCUGUAAUCCCAGUUACCUGGGAGGCUGAGGCAGGAGAAUCUCUUGAGCCCAGGAGGCAGAGGUUGCAGUGAGCUGAGAUCCCACCUGGGUGACAGAGUGAAACUUGUAUCUCCAAAAACACAAACAGUCCUUAAACAUGUGAACAAAAAUUUUGUGAUGGAAGGAUUCUAGUUAAUGAGUAUUGCAUCAAGAUUUACAUCUUUCUUACUAAGGACAAGAGUUAAUAAAAAUUGUUCUUUAUUUUACAGGCAGUUACUGAGGCUCUUCCCGGAUCUCAGUAAACAGCCACUCAGCCUUGAAAAUGGAGCGUUGUUGUUUCUAAACAUAUAUUUAUGUCAUUUAUUAAGUACAGUUCACUUAAAUAACAUAAGUAGAUUUUCUCUUGUAGUGAUUUGGGUAGGAAGAGGCCAUGUUUCAGUUCGUUUCCUCUGUAGGGUCGAUUGAAUCGGAACUUUUCAGUUGUUGAGAAAAAAAUAAUUUCUCAUAUUAAAUACAGAUGCUCCUCAACUUAUGAUGUGGGUAGGUCCCAGUAAACCCAUUAUAAUUUGAAAAUAUCAUAUUGAAAAUGCAUUUAAUAUCUCUUACCUGAAAUCAUAACUUAGCCUAUCCUACCUUAAAUGUUCUCAGAACAUUUAGCCUGCAGUUGGGCAAAACCAUUUAACACAAAGCCUAUUUUAUAAUGAAGUGUUGAAUAGCUCAUGUUAUAUACUGAAUACUGUUCUGAAAGUGAAAAACAAUGAUUGUAUGGGUACUCAAAGUAUAAUUUCUACUGAAUGCAUAUCACUUGUGCACUGUUGUAAAGUUGAAAAACCGUUAAGCCUCUUAUGAUUUUUAAGUAAGUUGGGGACCGUCAGUUUAAAAUAAAUGCAAUACUGUUUAUGAUAAACAUGGUCAUUGUAAGUUUUACUCUUUUGAAUGAGGGUGCGACGGAAUGCAGUUAGAAUCAGUUCAUAUCACCAUUAAAAUCAUCCAUUCAGAAACCAA
This is a messenger RNA of Symphalangus syndactylus (siamang), 6821 nucleotides long. It is a transcript of the gene GCNT1, whose product is annotated as glucosaminyl (N-acetyl) transferase 1. The record is from RefSeq and is a predicted model, not a curated record. Gene Ontology annotation, cellular component: membrane. NCBI's taxonomy places the organism in Eukaryota, Metazoa, Chordata, Mammalia, Primates, Hylobatidae. Gene Ontology annotation, molecular function: beta-1,3-galactosyl-O-glycosyl-glycoprotein beta-1,6-N-acetylglucosaminyltransferase activity.